AUGGUAAUGGCGCACCCACAGCGACCGAAAACAAAUCAACGGAUCGGCCAAAAUCGCACAACACACGUGGAAAAUUCGGCGCGUAUGUCCGCACUCAACAGAGCAUAUACGGAACGUCGGAACGAGACGAGAGCGACUCUUGGACUGGAUUACAUGUCGCAAAGGUUAGUUAGAGCUGCGAUUACGACACCGGCAGUGACGACGAUUGUCGAAGCUUGUCGUGAUCUAGCUGGACUUUGA
Messenger RNA from Macrosiphum euphorbiae (potato aphid), 240 nucleotides. The record is from the annotation of a GenBank genome assembly. NCBI's taxonomy places the organism in Eukaryota, Metazoa, Arthropoda, Insecta, Hemiptera, Aphididae.